Molecule: messenger RNA, 1071 nt
Organism: Fusarium keratoplasticum
Lineage: Eukaryota; Fungi; Ascomycota; Sordariomycetes; Hypocreales; Nectriaceae
Product: N-acetyltransferase domain-containing protein
Exons: 1
Coding region: 1-1071 (356 amino acids)
Biological process (GO): mitotic sister chromatid cohesion
Cellular component (GO): NatA complex
Molecular function (GO): acyltransferase activity, transferring groups other than amino-acyl groups
Source: RefSeq, a predicted model, not a curated record
AUGUCGCUCCCGUCGACCAAACCCGCUCAGCUCUCCAUCCGCUCCUUCUUCCAAGCAAAGACUCCGAAAUACGCUCCUCCGCCCUCUGCCGCUCUCUCAACACCGCCGCCGCCGCCGCCGGCAGCUGCUGCCCCUCCACCAGCCGUAUCUCCCCCCUCUGAGCAAGAGGAACUCGACGAGACGUCCACGUUCGAACUCCCGCCUCUGCCAACGUCUCUUCCCCCCGAAGCCGACAUUCGCCUCGUCUCACCCUCUGACAUCAACGCUUUGCGCCGCAUCAACGCCCUCCUUCUACCCGUCAGUUACCCCGACAACUUCUAUCAGCGCGCAGUCGAUCCCGCCGCCUCCGGCCGCUUCUCGCGCGUCAUCACAUGGGCGCAUGACGGCGCUGAGCCCAAGGUGGUCGGCGGAGUCGUCUGUCGCCUCGAGCCUAUUCUCGACUCCAAGACCCAUGGCCAGGUGCCGCAGAACCUCUACAUCCAGUCCCUUUGCCUCUUGUCGCCGUACCGGUCGCUGGGGUUGAUCAAUGCCGCUGUGGAUAACAUCAUUGCGACGGCCGUGUCGGAUUCUAGUCUCGACGUGGCCUCUGUCACGGCGCAUGUCUGGACUGAGAACGAGGAGGGCCUCAAGUGGUAUGAAGGACGAGGCUUCAAGAAGGACGACCAACCCAUCCGUGGCUACUAUUUAAAACUCCGCCCCGACUCGGCCUGGCUGGUUCACCGUCCCGUCGGCGCCUCCGUUCGAAGCUCCCUACCUUCUUCGUCAUCCUCGGCAGCUCCACCCUCUAUUCCCGCCAGCACGACUGCUGCCGUGGUGAACCUCCCUCCCAUGUCGGGCCCUCCUAAGGAUGGGGCCUCCAGGCCACCACUCCCCCCCUCUGGUCGAUCCUAUCAGAAUCAACGCCCAGAGACGGAAUGGAAUGACAUGCCCGAAGACAUGGUGGGCGGUCUGUUGGUGCCGCCGGGUCGCAAGCCUCUUCGCGAACCGGGCUCUGGCGCAAGCUCGAGAAGCAGCUCCACGGCUCGAAAGAAGAGAGAUCGCUCUUACCCUGCUGCCGCCUUUGGCAGCUAG